Messenger RNA from Hemiscyllium ocellatum (epaulette shark), 2034 nucleotides. RefSeq names its product AN1-type zinc finger protein 6-like. The record is from RefSeq and is a predicted model, not a curated record. Lineage: Eukaryota; Metazoa; Chordata; Chondrichthyes; Orectolobiformes; Hemiscylliidae. Gene Ontology annotation, molecular function: DNA binding; zinc ion binding. The transcript is spliced from 5 exons. The coding region runs from base 19 to 627 and encodes 202 amino acids.
GCAGGCCGAGGCUGGAAGAUGACGCAGGAGACCAAUCAGAGCCAAGUGCCGAUGUUGUGUCCGACGGGAUGCGGUUUCUAUGGGAACCCCCGCACCAACGGCAUGUGUUCUGUCUGCUAUAAGGAGUACCUGCAGAGACAGAACAGCAGCGAGCGAGUCACCCCGACGGGAACCACAGCGGCCAGCACGCCGACAGAACCAUCCGUCCCUCAGAGCCUGGAGGCCUGUCCGCAGGACCCCUUGCCCGUCUCAGUCUCUGCCAACUCCUCGCCGGUACCGGGCGUCUUGGAGAGCGCCAGCCCAGCCUUGCAGGCGGUCUCCUUGGAAGCUGCAGAGUCACCAAAGGAAGAGUCAUUGGAAGCUUCGUCAUCAGCAGCCGACGAUCCACAGGGAUCCCAAGAUGAUCCGGAAAAAUCCCCGGAGAAGAACAAAAAACGGAAUCGGUGUUUCUUGUGCAAGAAGAAGGUUGGCCUGACGGGGUUUGAAUGUCGCUGUGGGAACCUGUACUGCUCUGUUCACCGAUACUCGGACAUGCACAAUUGCUGCUUUGAUUACAAAGCUGAUGCUGCUGAGAAACUACGCAAGGAGAACCCCAUGGUGGUGGGUGAGAAGCUGCAGAAGAUAUAGAGACCAGACCGGGAUCCCCAAAUAAACACCGUUUCUGCAUGACUCAAAACAUUAUCUACUUCAUUUUCUCUUUUGGUUUCCCCCCCCUUUUCGUUUUGAUUUCUCUCUCCCUGGAUUUAGUCGGUUUAUCUCUUGCUUUCUGUAAGUUGAGUGUGCGCGUGCGUGCGUGUGUUUUAAACAUUUCAGAUCGUGGUGGAGCACAGAGGGGAGCACGUUGCUGCUGGCCCAUCUCUGUUAGCCUCUGCCGGUUUUGCCAAUUGUGCUUUUCAAAGUCCCUUUUGCAAAUUGAAUAAUCAAUCACCACAAUCUCUCUUUCUUCCAGCCCCACACUCCCUCCACGGCUACUGUCUCCAAUUAUAGUUAGCACGGAGGCCUCUCACCCUGUCCGCUAUCUCUCUCUCUCUGUCCCGUCUCCCCCACUUUCAGGUAACCUCCAAAUGCCUCCCAGCUGGAAAAACUCAGCAGGUCUGACAGAUAGAGAGCGAGUCAGAGUCCGCGGCUGGAAGUUGAGGGGAGAGGCUGGAAGGACGACGAACCAGCGCUUGACAUUCGAGCCGAAACCCAGAAAAUUGCUGAGGGAACUCAACAGGUCAGGUGCAGGGAGAGAGAGAGAGAGAGAGAGAAAGGAAAACUGCCUUGCCUACUCGGUUUCUGUAAUUUCUAUUUCAGAGAUGAGACGCAAACCCGGUUUCUCUGUCGCUUGCUCGCUCUCUCUCUCGCACGCGCAGACCUGCUGAAUUUCUCCAGCAAUUUCUGUUUUGGACAUGAGACACGAACCCUGUUUCUUUUUUUCUGUCUCUCUCUGUCUCUCUCUCUCUCCCCCUCUUCUCUCUCUCUCUGUCUGUCUGUCUCUGUCUCUCUCUCUCUCUCUCUCUCUCUCUCUCUCUGUCCGUCUCUGUCUCUCUCUCUCCCUCUUCUCUCUCUCUCUCUCUCUCUCUCUCCCCCCCUUCCCUCUCUCUUUCACUCUCCCUCUUUUCUCUUUCUCUCUCUCUUUCUCUCUCUCCCUCUUCUCUCUCUCUCUUUUGCAUGGAUGCUGUCAGACCUGCUGAGUUUCUCCAGCCUCCUCUCGACCACCCGCGAAGGGGAGUCAUUGUUGAAGGACUCUCGAAGGCAGGGGGUAAGAGCGAGAGGGGAUUAAAUGAUGGGACGUGUGUCGCUGGGCUGGGGUGGGGAAAUCCUCCCUUCCCUCGAAUGGAGGAAUCGAGGUCAGAGUAUAAACUGGGAGACCCCCGUGCAGCAAGAGAGAUACGGACGGGGCCCAUCGUUCCCUGCUGUGAUGUCAGGCCCGGUUCCUGCGGUGAGGUGUGUGUGUGUGUGUGUGCGUGUGUGUGUGUGCGCGCGUGCGUGUGUGUGUGCGCGCACCUAGCGGGGUCGUGAGCGAUUGAAAUAAAAUUUGAGAUGGAUUUA